Molecule: messenger RNA, 2466 nt
Organism: Leucoraja erinaceus (little skate)
Lineage: Eukaryota; Metazoa; Chordata; Chondrichthyes; Rajiformes; Rajidae
Product: retinol dehydrogenase 16-like
Exons: 6
Coding region: 743-1702 (319 amino acids)
Molecular function (GO): oxidoreductase activity
Source: RefSeq, a predicted model, not a curated record
AUGUAAAGGAACUCAGGUUAUGUGCUGUUUUUCACAGUGAUUUAAGGAAAGUAGUUGGAGAGCUGAACUUUGCCCUUAUUUUUGUCAGCUGAUCCGUGCUGCUGUGGGAGGAGCUUUUGUCAUUGCAAGUCUUCACUGUUCCUGUAAAUCUACACAGAGAACACAAACACACAGGGAAGCAGAACAGAGGCAACAGACAACGCCUCUGGUGCUCCAGAGCAUAUAAACAUUAGGACAAACUCGUUGCUGCACACACUGACGAGGGCAAUCCAAGCUGCCUCUGAGAGUGAUCUUAUGGUCUUCCGCAGAGCCUGACCGUGGAUUCCAAGCUCCUUCAGCAGUCUGAUGGUAGAUGACGCAACAAAUCCUCUGCAUCCCACUUCAACUGGAUAGACUUUGGUGUUCCAGCCACGCUGCGUUGCCUCUGCAGCAAGCUCUGCGUAGCGCAGCUUCUUACGCUCAUAGGCCUCCUCAACAGAAUUCUCCCAUGGAACUGUGAGCUCUAUGAUGUAAGCAGUCUUCCGUGAAGGGGACCAGAACACCAAGUCUGGCCUGAGGUUGGUGGAAGCAAUUUCAGGUGGAAAAAUUAGUUGUCGGACGAUGUCCACCAGCAUCCUCCAGUGUUCAAUGUUCUCUCAAGCAAAUAAUGAGAGCAAGAUUAUUCCACCAAGAUAGACUACUGAGGCUCAAAGGAAAUUGGAGGAACAUUUAACUUGGGCAGCUUACACCCCAGCGCUGGGAAAUGCUUGUCUACCUGGGCGUGAUGCUGUUGUUCUGCUUCCUGUACUGGUGGUACAGAGACAGUAAGCAGAUUACGGCGGUAUCGGACAAGCACGUGUACAUCACGGGCUGUGACUCUGGCUUUGGACAUCUUCUGGCCCAACACCUGGACAAGCAGGGUUUCCACGUCCUGGCUGCUUGUUUCACCAAGCAGGGGGCCCAAGAACUGGAGGACAAGACUUCGUCAAGACUCAAAACCUUCCAGCUUGAUGUCACCAACUCUGAAAGCAUUGGGAAGGCCGCAGAAUUCGUCAAAUCCCAGGUUAAAGACAAAGGGCUGUGGGGCCUGGUGAACAACGCCGGGAUCUCUCAACCCACUGGUCCGAGUGACUGGCUGACCAUCGAUGACUACAAGGUGCAGCUGGACGUUAACCUGAUAGGACUGAUCGAGGUCACGCUCAGCAUGAUCCCGCUGAUAAAGAGGGCGAGAGGCAGGAUUGUGAACAUGGCCAGCAUUUGUGGCAGGCUGAGCUGCUUCGGAGGAUCAUACUGCAUCUCCAAGUUUGGCGUUGAAGCCUUCAAUGAUAGUCUCAGGAGGGAUCUACAAUGCUUUGGAGUGAAGGUGGCUUGCAUCGAACCAGGCUAUUUCAAAACGAGCAUAACCAACCCUGACCUAAUAAAGGAGAAAUUAAUCAAGCUGUGGGGCCGGUUACCACGAGAUGUGCAGGAGGAUUACGGGGAUGACUACCUGGACAAAACUUGUCCACUCAUGAAGAAGAAUAUUGAGAAGCUGGCCGAGCCGAACCUGAUGAAGGUCGUGUCGCGGAUCCACCACGCUCUGACCUCCGUUCACCCUCGCUCGCGGUACGCCGUGGGAGUAGACGCUAAACUGUUCUGGAUUCCUCUCUCCUAUAUGCCGACAGCAUUCACUGAUUUUCUGUUGGUGGGGAGCACAGUUAAGCCAGCAAAAGCUGUCUAUUAACAACUUCCUUGAGACUGAUGUGUAGGAAAGAGCUGCAGAUGCUGGUUUAAAUCGAACAUGGACACAAAAUGCAGGAUUAACUCAGCGGGACAGGCAGCAUCUCUGGAGAGAAGGAAUGGGUGAUGUUCCGAGUCGAGACCCUUCUUCAGACUGGAGAAGGGUCAGUCUCGACUUCAGUCAAGACUUCAGUCUUGACCCAAAACAUCACCUGUUCCUUCUCUCCAAAGAUGCUGCCUGUCCCGCUGAGUUACUCCAGCAUUUUGUGUCUAUCCUUGAGACUGAUAUUGUACAAUGAAAGGGAAUUGGAAUAGAAUCAUAGUCAUUGGAAUAUGGUAGAAUUAAAUUCUGUUCUAUCAGGACUAAUUCUAAUCAAGUAUCAUCAGAUAAAUUAUGGUAAAAAUGUAAAAUCUAAAUUACAAUUAUUUGUUGAUUAUUUUUGUAAACUUGAUGGAUAUCAAUGUAUUGAUUAACUGUAACUGUGAUGUGGAUUCAAAUGCAUGUAUCACCACUGGACAUACAUUUUGUCAAGAAAAGGUCAUAAUCCCGAUGUAUGUGUCUUCCUCCAUUUUGUUAGCACUAGUGUAUAGACUAAUCUUCUACAGAUUACUGGACAGGAUUCAACAGCUUCCCCGUUGACUUUUUGCAAAACAAUGAGGAACUUUCCAAGAAGGAUCGUCAUAAACAGUUGGUGUAGGUUAAAGUAGCCAAUGUUUAUCGCGAAAAGUGUGGUUGGAAUUAGUAAGAUUAAACGAGAACUUACCAGU